AUUCAACUUCUUUUCAAUUGGCGAGCGCCGUCAGUUGCUUGGUAGGUAUCCUUUUCUUCCACCAACCAGUAAGAAUGGAAGCAGCUGGCAUCUUGCUGACGAUAAUUUGAAUGUGAAAAGACAUCUCUAUGCUUUUUACGCACCAGAGAUCGCUGUUUGAACGCAAGUCUACUGACGAUUCAUUGGGCUCUGCCGAUUUCGCGGCGUCCGGUCAACAUCCUAGGGUCGGAAGGACUUCGAAGUUGACAAUUUUUUUUCAAUUCGCACUUUUAUCUUUCAUAGAUGUAGAGUGGCACUAAAGAUGCCGUACGUUAAAAGGCUCGCGCUUCAGACGGGCAUAAUAUGUGCAUUAUGGUGCGCUUUUCUACAACAGACCGUCUAUGGAGCCGAUCCAACAUGCGAAUUAAGGACAGAUUGUAAACCGGGGAUUGUUUUGCCUGUUUGGGGAGGCAAUCCUUCUACUGGCGAGAUUGUUGGGCGAGCCUUUGUCUACCUGCUUGCCUUACUGUUUUUCUUUUUGGGCGUUUCGAUCAUCUCCGAUCGCUUCAUGUCAGCCAUAGAAAUUAUAACGUCGAAAGAAAAAGAAAUAAGGAUAACAGACAAGCAAACUGGAAAGGAGCGCGUUUUAACUGUGAAAAUAUGGAACGAGACUGUGUCAAAUUUAACUCUCAUGGCUCUGGGUUCAUCUGCGCCCGAAAUCCUGCUAUCAGCCAUUGAAAUUUGCGGUAAUGACUUCAACGCUGGCGAGCUCGGUCCCUCGACAAUUGUCGGUUCUGCAGCGUUCAACCUAUUGAUUAUUAUUGCAGUGUGUGUUUACGUUAUUCCUGAUGGAGAGGUUCGCCGUAUCAAACAUCUACGAGUAUUUGCCAUCACAGCAUCGACGUCCGUGCUCGCCUACGUGUGGUUGUACAUCAUACUGGCAGUGUCAUCCAAAGAUGUAGUGGACAUCUGGGAAGCAGUUCUUACCCUAGCCUUCUUUCCCAUAAUGGUAUUGGCUGCCUACAUAGCAGACCGCAAGCUGUUGUUCUACAGAGCACUGCGAAAAAAGCGAAGAAAGCAAAUACGCGGAGGCUUGACCGUCAUCCAAACCGGCGAUUUCGACGUUGUUGGAGUUCAAGUCAAGGACGGGUUUGUCGAUGGUAACCUCACCGAUGGCCGUUACGAGCCGAACGCCGCCGAAGGUGGUGGAGAAUUUGACAAUGACGAGCUUCUUCACGAUCUCACAGAGGACCGACGCGAAAAGGCUAUUCAAGCCUUGAAAGACAUUCGCCAAAAACAUCCCGAUGCCGACCGAGAGACCGUUGAACGUCUCCUGGAGCAAGAAAAUCUCAAGCUUCAACCUAAAAGUCGAGCGUUUUAUCGAAUCGAAGCCACUCGCAAGAUGGUUGGCAGCGGGAAUGUUCUCAAAAUGAAGCACGAAAAGCUUGAGAAGGCCAGUAGCUCCUUAGCAGAUGCAAAGAUGGAGAUGCAAGAUAUCGUGUACGAAGACCCGCAAGUAGUCAGGGUUUAUUUUGAUCCUGUCCACUACAUUGUCAAAGAAAAUUGUGGCAGUGUGUUUAUGAACAUUUCACGCACUGGCGGUGAUCCGAGUAACACGGUUUUUGUGGACUUCCGAACGGAGGACGGCACGGCCAAGGCCGGUGAGGACUAUGAGAAGACGGAGGGCACCAUCUGUUUCAGGCCAGGAGAAUCUUCCAAGACCUUCUCCGUCGUGAUCGUUGACGACGAUAUAUUUGAAGAAGACGAGCACUUCUACGUGCACCUGGGCAAUGUUCGUGUUGCGGGAGCGGACGGCGACUUGGUGCGCAACACGUACCGAGGCCCGGCUGGAAAGGUUGGUAAAGAUGGUGUCGCUACUGUUACCAUCCUAGAUGAUGAUUAUCCCGGGAUUUUCACAUUUGAAGAGGAAAAGAACUCUGUCACAGAGGCAGAUGGAGUGAUUAAACUCAAAGUGAUUCGCCACACGGGGGCUCGGGGCACCGUCCGUGUUCCUUACCACACCGUAGAGGGAACAGCUAAAGGUGGAGGCGAGGAUUACGAAGAUGCUGUUGGCGAGUUGGAAUUCAUGAACGACGAAACAUGGAAAAACAUUGAGAUCAAUGUCAUAGACGAUGAAGAAUAUGAGAAGAAUGAGAUCUUUUAUGUUGUCCUUGGGGAACCAAAAGUUGUCAAGGAUGAAGAUGACGACAGCGGAGCUGGUACUGAUAUCAGUUACGAUGCAGAAAAAGAACGUCUUGAGGAACUGGGGAAGCCUAGACUAGGCGAUACUUCAAAAGCAGAAGUCACCAUAAUUGAGAGCAAAGAAUUCAAGAACACAGUUGACAAAUUGCUAGUCAAGGCUAAUUUAGCACUAGUUGUUGGUACAUCAUCUUGGAAAGAGCAGUUUGUUGACGCCCUGACAGUAAGUGGAAGUGGUGACGAUGAUGAAAGUGACGAACCAACGACACCGACGUAUGGAGACUACAUGAUGCACUACCUGACAGUGUUUUGGAAGCUUGUGUUCGCGAUUGUCCCUCCCACAGAUAUUUGGGGUGGCUGGGCAUGCUUUGUUGCCUCUAUUGUAAUGAUUGGUCUGUUGACGAUGAUCAUAGGAGAUGUGGCUUCCCACUUUGGUUGUACUAUUGGCUUAGCAGAUAGCGUGGUUGCCAUUACAUUUGUAGCUCUUGGAACAAGUCUUCCAGAUACAUUUGCCAGCAAAGUUGCCGCAGUUGGUGAUGAGUAUGCAGACUCAUCCAUUGGUAAUGUGACUGGUAGCAAUUCCGUCAAUGUGUUCCUUGGGCUGGGUGUGGCAUGGUCUAUAGCAGCAAUAGUCAAGGCUGCCAAAGGAGAAAAAUUUGAUGUUCCAGCUGGUAAUCUUGGUUUCUCUGUGGUAGUUUUCUGUGUUACAGCUGUACUUGCUAUUGGAGUAAUGAUGUUACGUAGAAGUAAAGCAGUUGGGGGAGAGCUUGGAGGUGCAAAGGCCUACAAACUUCCCACAUCACUUUUUUUCUGUUUCCUUUGGGGUAUCUAUAUUAUAUUAUCCUCUUUACAAACAUAUUGCCACAUCAGCGUAUCUUUUUAGGCUUUGUCUCUUUGAAGGAAAAAUCUUUCUUUGUGGAGACGAAUAACAAAUUUCAUAGUAUGGGUGUCUGGCAAAACCUUUGAUACAAGUAUCUUAGUUUAUAUUUUCAUGAUAAUGACGAAUGCUUCUGAAAAUAUUGACAUUUUUAAUAGCAUUUACAACAAUAUUGUUAUUAUUUGAAAUCUUAGCCUGAAAGUGAUAGGAUACUGUCAUACUCCUAGUACAGAGGAGCACUACUAUGGCACUGGUUCAUCGAGCUUUUGAUAGAUAAGCUUAGUACUUCUCAUUGGCUAUUGCCAUCUAUAGAUAAACAGGUCAGCAACCUGACUUACCUAAAUAGGGAAUGAGGGAAACAGUGCUUUCACUGGUUUAAUUUAGAAACCAGAGUGGCCAACAAAAAGCAUCCGAUAAAACAUAAUUUGUUACAGUUUAUCCUUUUGCAGAACCCCUGUCUCCCUCGAAGAGUUGGUCUGUUUGUUGUGUCCUUCUGUGGUAGGAGUAUGACUCAUUUUUGGACAGUAGCUGUACAAAUCUUAUCACUCUUUUUAAAGAUUAGAAGAAGUCAUAUUUAUAGAUUCUUCUAAUGUACAUGUGUUAAUAUCUGUCACAAAAGAUUUAAUUUUAUUUCGUAGAUUUUAUUAUCAGUUAUUUAUUUGUCAUAAUUUUAUUUGUUUUCACCGUUUUGCUAUUCUCUAGAAGUUAUUCUCUUUGACAGUUAAAUUCUCCAAGGUAAAUAAUUUGGAACUUCACAAUAACACUGUCUACACUCAACUUGAGCAAUUCACGGUUUGAUAUGAACCUUUCCCAUAGUAAUGUAUCUUUGAAUUUCCACUCUUCAAACAAAGAGUCUAAUAUUCAUUGUAGUGUGAAUUGAAGAAUAGAUCUCCUACUCUACCCAGCAAAAUGCAAAACAUUCAGCCAAUAGUGUCAUGUGGGGGUUACAGUGAAUGGGAAUCACUCUAAAAUGCAUUUCUGGGUUUAGUUUGUGCAACAGCUAUGUGAGAAUUUCCAGGGAAUUUUACACGGGAGUUCGAAAGGCUGUGAACCUAGAACCCAUCAAUUGUCUCUCUGGUGUGCAUCACUAUGAACAUUAAACUGUUUAUUGAAAAGUGGAACAUUGAAACAAAGAAUGAAGAGGAAUUUUUUACAUUAUUAUUUUUCUCUAAGUGUCAUAUAAAACUGAUACAUUGGGAGUGCCUAUAGAGUAAGCUUGCUCAACCUCUUAAAGUGUCUAUAUCACCCAAAGAAACUUUGGGAAAAACCCUGACCUAUAAGCAAUAUUGACACUAAAACCACAGCCAUUGACAAAAAGCAAGCAUCUGGGCACUACUUCUUUACUGAUAUUUAUGCUAUUUGCUCAGAUUUUGUCCAUCUGGUAUAAUAGCUGCAGCAAGAAAAUGUUUAUAUUUCACAAUAGAAAAUAGGGCAGGCCCCAAAAUAUUUAGUUUAGAAGUAAUUGGUCAUGUGCUCUUCAAGGUACCAGAAACAAUGUAAAGGACCCGGUAACAGCACAAAACAGUUACUUCAGAUCACAGGUAAUCAACACGCACUGUGUAGUUUGUAUGGAUUUCAUUAUUCAUUACCAAAAACAUCUCGCUUUCCUUCUAAAAGCUACAGAAAAGUCCAAAAGCUUAUGUGGUGUCCUUCUGCUGUCUUCCCAAGCACCUUUGUAGCCACUGUAACUUUUCUUCAAUCGUCUGUUAGAAUCCCAGAAAUGGUCUUCAGAAGGACUUAGAAAGACAGGAAAUAGGAUACCAGUGUGAUGUGAAAUGUGUGGUUCCAGAAAAUAUCCAUACUCCCCCCAUAGAAGGGAUUGGAAUUUCCUGGGGGUAGGGGGGUUCUA
Orbicella faveolata is the source of this 4904-nucleotide messenger RNA. RefSeq names its product sodium/calcium exchanger 1-like. Gene Ontology annotation, molecular function: calcium:sodium antiporter activity. NCBI's taxonomy places the organism in Eukaryota, Metazoa, Cnidaria, Anthozoa, Scleractinia, Merulinidae. Gene Ontology annotation, cellular component: sarcolemma; postsynapse; axon. The record is from RefSeq and is a predicted model, not a curated record. Gene Ontology annotation, biological process: calcium ion import across plasma membrane; cell communication; sodium ion transmembrane transport.